AUGAACUCCACAGCAAAGCCGGGAGAAUGGUACAUCAUGGACGCAACCGGGCAGUGCGUGGCAGCAUUCGGUACUUCCGCCACCGAGCCGACGGUUCAGAAGUGUCCUCCAGGCUUCUACUGUGCCGGCGGUUUGGAGCCGCCUCGCAGUUGCAGCUCGGGCGACCACUGCCCCGUGGGCACGGGCCUUCAAGACCGUUCGUGUCCACUGGGCUUCUAUUGCCCCAUACCGGCAGCAGAUGUCCGGCCUUGUCCGGCAGGGGGCCAUUGUCCUCGGGGCGCACAGAGCCCUCAGGCCUGCCAGGCCGGACGCUUCUGCCCGCCAGGGGAGGAUGCCCUCUGCCCCAAGGGCCACUAUUGCCCCUACGGCACGGAAGCUCCGAAGCGAUGCAAGCCCCUCUUCCGAUGUCCUCCAGGCAGCAAGGCUGAAGAUCCUUGGUUCUUCUCCUUGGUGAUCCUGGGAGCAGUGGUCGGCGUCGGCUUCUUGGGCUCUAUGCUUUACAUGGAGAUGGUGCAGAACGAUUUGUGGGCCUGCGCCGUUUGUGCAGCCUGCGCUGGACUCAUGUGGCUGGUCGACGAGGCCAUUGCUCUUUUCCUGUCCCUCACCUUCGUUUCGGUGGCAGCCAAUUGGGCCCUGCUUCGGAUCGGUGGCGUGGACCCGGCUGUUGCGCAGAGCCUGCUGUUGUGCACGGCCGGUGUGGCAGUGGCACUGCUUUGGUUGGUACAUCCACCGUGGGCAGUGUUCUUCGGUGGGCUGCUCAUGUGCUGCGCAAUCGCCUACCUCAUGUCACGGCAGAACCGCGCUGCCGUCCUCGUGGGGCGCCUUCUCCUGCUGAUUGCCUUCGCGGCGCUCAUCUUCAGCUACUCCCAGGUGGAUCCGGGAUUCACCGUAGCCUUGGGCCUCGUCCUGCUGAUCCAAGUCCUCGGCAUCAUCCUUUCAUGGGUGCACUUCGUGAGCGUUGCCAACAUCAGCCCCCUGGCAGACGUUCAGAGCAUCUGGACGGCCAUGGCCAAGGGCCAGGAUCCGAGCAGCAUCGUCCCCGCCCUCCAGGGCAGAAGGGCGGUCUUCAUUUUCGCCAGUCCCAGUGACCAGGCGCAGGUGGCAGCUUUGCGUGACUUUGUCCAGGCGAUGGACUCCGCAGGCAGUGAUGCAGCACCCAUGAUCUGGGCGCCGCACACCGUCACCCCCGAGAUCCGGCCGCACAACGCAGUUGUCGACACGCUGUCGAACGACGGGCGGAAUUUGGUUAGUGAGUUGAUGGAAAUUGGACUUGAUGGCAUCAUCUCCGGAGAGCCACAAGGACCUGCCCUGGCGCUGACUACACGAAUGUGGGUGCGCAAGCUCGAAGUCGCCGCGCAAACUCUGGCAGAGGUCAUGUACGAGAGAAAGCGCCGGGCCCAAAAUGUGGAGUACUUCAAGGCGCACACCGACAGCCUCCUUUGGGACUAUCUCCGCAAUCGGCUCGCACCGGUGGUCCCGCCGUGUGACAGACAUCUCCCAGAAGGCAUCCCGAGCCACAUCGACGGGUGGUCGUUCGGCAGUUCACGCAGAACUCCCAGCGGCGUGGUUUAUCGUCUAAACCGCCGACGACAAGAAAGCCCCGGCCUUGUAGGCACAGGCGUCACGACUCGCGAGGUCGCACGCCUUGUAGAUAAAUCCACGAUCCGAGACAUCAAUGGCAUUAUGUCACUGAAGAGGAUGGUGGAUGUUCUUUGGAUGGUUAGCUGCGACAAGUGGCAGCACCCAAACAUUCAGAGGCUGUUUCAGAUCUACCAUUCCCCGACUCACAUCAUAAUGCGGAUGGAGUACUCCGGCGCUGGAAGCCUCCAUGACCGCCUCGUCCGCAGGAGCCGAAGGCCACUGUCGUUUCUGAAGACGUCACAGAUCUUGCAGCAGAUUUUCAAAGCGGUGGCCCACCUCCACCUGGCAGCAAAGGUGUGCCACAGGGAUCUCAAACCUGAGAACUUUGAUUUGCACGAGACUCCAGACAUGGUGACGGUGAAGUUAACGGGCUUCCAGAUUGCCUUUGUCCUCGAGGCUCGCUGU
Messenger RNA from Symbiodinium necroappetens, 2046 nucleotides. The record is from the annotation of a GenBank genome assembly. NCBI's taxonomy places the organism in Eukaryota, Dinophyceae, Suessiales, Symbiodiniaceae.